AUGGCCGAGAAAGUUUCGGCGCCCGCGGAGCGGCCGCGGGGCGCCGGCCGCGUCGUCUCCUCUUGCUCCGGCUCCUCGUCCGGCUCGGAAACUCUCUCCGAGGAGGGGGAGCCCGGCUUCGCCCCGGGCGCCGGCGGCGGCGCGGCGGCGGCGGCCCCCGGCGGGGCGGCAGCGGGGCGGCGGCGGCGGCCCGGCGAGGAGCGGGCGAGCCCCGGCGGCAGGGCGGCGGAGGACGCCUCGCUGGACGAGCGGGAUGAGGAGCUUGAUCACAUAUUGUCCCCUCCACCCAUGCCUUUACGGAAAUCCAGCAAUCCUGAGGUGUCUUCUGGCCCUGGAAAGUCUUUUAAAUUUAAGAGACAGCUGAGUGAGGAUGGAAGGCAGCUCAGAAGAGGAAGCCUUGGAGGAGCUCUGACAGGCAGGUACCUGCUUCCUAAUGCAGUUGGACAGCAGCUGUGGCAGCCUGCAGAAACCUCGAAUCUUGUUCGCAUGCGCAGCCAAGCACUUGGGCAGUCAGCACCUUCACUUACUGCUAGUUUGAAGGAAUUGAGCCUUCCAAGAAGAGGAAGUUUUUGUAGAACAAGCAACAGGAAGAGUUUGAUGGGCAAUGGCCAGUCUGCAGCUCUGCCUCGACCUCAUUCACCUCUCUCAGCUCAUGCAGGAAACAGUCCUCAAGAUAGCCCUAGAAACUUCUCUCCUAGUGCCUCAGCCCACUUUUCUUUUGCACGAAGGACCGAUGGUCGCCGCUGGUCAUUGGCUUCCCUCCCUUCUUCUGGCUAUGGUACAAAUACACCCAGCUCAACUGUUUCUUCAUCCUGUUCUUCCCAAGAGAAGCUACACCAGUUACCGUACCAACCGACACCUGAUGAACUACAUUUUUUAUCUAAACAUUUCUGUACCACUGAAAGCAUUGCUAGUGAUAGCAGAUGCAGGACCACUCCAAUGCGCCCUCGGUCCAGAAGCCUCAGCCCUGGACGUUCUCCUGCGUGCUGUGACAAUGAAAUAAUAAUGAUGAACCAUGUCUAUAAAGAAAGGUUCCCAAAGGCCACAGCUCAAAUGGAAGAACGACUUAAGGAUAUUAUAACGAAUCACUCUCCAGAUAAUGUCCUUCCCCUGGCAGAUGGAGUGCUCAGUUUUACCCACCAUCAAAUCAUAGAACUGGCUCGAGAUUGCUUGGAUAAAUCCCACCAGGGCCUCAUCACGUCACGAUACUUUCUUGAAUUACAGCAGAAAUUAGACAAAUUGCUACAGGAGGCUCAAGAGCGAUCAGAGAGUGGAGAACUGGCAUUUAUUAAGCAGCUAGUGCGAAAGAUCCUAAUAGUUAUUGCUCGUCCUGCUCGCCUAUUGGAAUGUCUGGAAUUUGAUCCUGAAGAGUUUUACUAUCUUCUAGAAGCAGCUGAAGGCCAUGCUAAAGAGGGACAAGGUAUUAAAACAGACAUUCCUCGAUAUAUUAUUAGCCAGUUGGGCUUAAAUAAAGAUCCACUGGAAGAAAUAGCUCAGCUAGCUAAUUAUGACAGUGGAACAGCAGAAACUCCAGAAACAGAUGAAUCAAUAAGUAGCUCUAAUACCUCACUGAAGCUACGGAGAAAACCUCGGGAAAGUGAUUUUGAAACAAUUAAGCUGAUUAGUAAUGGAGCUUAUGGUGCUGUUUAUUUUGUGAGACAUAAGGAAACCAGACAAAGAUUUGCCAUGAAGAAAAUUAAUAAGCAGAAUCUCAUCCUCCGAAACCAGAUCCAACAGGCUUUUGUUGAGCGCGAUAUCCUGACAUUUGCAGAAAAUCCAUUUGUUGUCAGCAUGUAUUGCUCCUUUGAAACAAGACGCCAUUUAUGUAUGGUCAUGGAAUAUGUAGAAGGUGGGGACUGUGCUACUUUGAUGAAGAAUAUGGGUCCCUUACCUGUAGACAUGGCAAGGAUGUACUUUGCAGAAACUGUUCUGGCCUUGGAAUACCUUCAUAAUUAUGGAAUUGUACACAGGGAUUUGAAACCAGACAAUUUAUUGGUAACAUCCAUGGGCCAUAUAAAGCUUACAGACUUUGGCCUGUCUAAGGUGGGGCUAAUGAGUUUGACUACCAAUCUGUAUGAGGGUCACAUUGAGAAGGAUGCCAGAGAAUUCCUUGACAAACAAGUCUGUGGUACACCUGAAUACAUAGCUCCUGAAGUAAUACUGAGGCAGGGUUACGGAAAGCCAGUGGACUGGUGGGCUAUGGGAAUUAUCCUUUAUGAAUUUCUUGUUGGGUGCGUGCCGUUCUUUGGAGAUACACCGGAGGAGCUGUUCGGACAAGUAAUCAGUGAUGAAAUCAACUGGCCUGAAAAGGAUGAAGCACCACCUCCAGAUGCCCAGGAUCUGAUUACCCUGCUGCUCAGGCAAAAUCCUUUGGAAAGACUGGGAACAGGUGGUGCUUAUGAGGUAAAGCAGCAUCAGUUCUUCCGGAGUCUUGACUGGAAUAGUCUGCUGAGGCAGAAGGCUGAAUUUAUUCCACAACUGGAGUCUGAAGAUGACACAAGUUAUUUUGAUACUCGUUCUGAGAAAUACCACCAUAUGGAAACUGAGGAAGAAGAUGAUACAAAUGAUGAAGAUUUUAAUUUGGAGAUUAGACAGUUUUCCUCAUGUUCACACAGGUUUUCAAAAGUUUUUAGUAGUAUAGAUCGAGUCACUCAAACACAAGGUGAAGAAAAAGAAGAUGCAGCUGACAAAAUAAAAAGUGUGACAUUGCGUUCUGUGGAAUCUUUAAGCUGGAGUUCAGAAUAUUCUGAAAUGCAACAAAUAUCUACAUCCAUCUCUUCUGGCACUGAAAGUAGCAGGCAGCGACACAGUUCUGGUUUGCUUCCGAAACUGGCCAUAUCAGCUGAAGGAGAACAGGAUGAUCCCGCUUGCCUAGUAGGACCCCGGGAGGAACAGGAAAAAGCUGCGUUUGUCAAUGAGGAAAUAGUGCAAGAUGAACCUGAGGUUACCACUCCAGCAAGUACUAUCAGCAGCUCCACACUAUCAGUUGGCAGUUUUUCAGAGCACUUAGAUCAGAUGAAUGGAAGAAGCGAGAGUGUGGACAGUACAGACAACUCCUCGAAGCCACCUAGUGAAGUUGCUUCUCAUAUGGCUCGUCAGCGAUUAGAAAGCACAGAGAAAAAGAAGAUCUCUGGAAAAGUCACUAAGUCCCUUUCUGCGAGUGCUUUGUCCCUCAUGAUCCCAGGAGACGUGUUUGGUGUUUCUCCUUUGGGAAGUCCUAUGUCUCCUCAUUCCCUAUCAUCAGAUCCUUCAUCCUCCCGAGAUUCCUCUCCUAGCCGUGAUUCUUCGACUGCUGCUGCAAGUCCUCAUCAGCCGAUAGUAAUUCACAGUUCAGGAAAAAAGUACGGCUUCACAAUCCGAGCAAUCAGGGUUUAUGUGGGUGACAGCGACAUCUACACUGUGCAUCAUAUUGUUUGGAAUGUGGAAGAGGGAAGUGCAGCAUACCAAGCAGGAUUAAAAGCUGGGGAUCUGAUUACCCAUAUCAAUGGAGAGCCAGUGCAUGGUCUUGUUCAUACAGAAGUCAUUGAGUUGUUAUUAAAGAGUGGUAACAAAGUGUCAAUUACUACAACCCCCUUCGAGAACACUUCAAUCAAGACAGGGCCUGCCAGGAGAAAUAGCUACAGGAGCCGAAUGGUUAGACGCAGUAAGAAAACCAAGAAGAAAGAGAGCUUGGAGAGGAGGAGAUCUCUCUUUAAAAAGUUGGCCAAGCAACCCUCCCCUCUUCUCCACACCAGCAGAAGUUUCUCCUGCCUGAACCGGUCACUUUCAUCAGGAGAGAGCUUGCCUGGGUCUCCAACCCACAGUUUGUCUCCCAGGUCACCGACCCCAAGCUACCGCUCCACUCCUGAUUUUCCAUCUGGUACCAAUUCUUCCCAGAGUAGCUCCCCUAGUUCAAGUGCUCCCAAUUCUCCAGCUGGUUCAGGACACAUAAGACCCAGCACUCUUCAUGGCUUGGGUCCAAAGCUUGGUGGGCAGAGAUACAGAUCAGGAAGACGCAAAUCAGCUGGCAGCAUUCCUCUCUCUCCUCUGGCACGGACACCUUCUCCAACACCCCAGCCCACAUCGCCUCAGCGAUCUCCAUCACCGUUGCUGGGACAUUCGAUUGGAAAUACAAAAAUAGCUCAGUCUUUCCCUAGCAAAAUGCAUUCCCCUCCAACUAUUGUAAGGCAUAUUGUUAGGCCGAAGAGUGCAGAGCCACCAAGGUCUCCACUGUUAAAGAGAGUCCAAUCUGAAGAGAAACUUGCACCAUCUUAUGGUAGCGAUAAGAAACACUUAUGUUCACGAAAACAUAGUCUUGAAGUGACCCAGGAAGAAGUAAAUAGAGAACUGUCCCAAAGAGAAGUAACCCUUCAGAGCUUGGAGGAGAAUGUAUGUGAUGUACCAUCACUUACAAGGGUCAGACCUGCAGAGCAGGGCUGCUUGAAACGCCCCAUCUCCCGAAAAUUAGGUAGACAGGAAUCUGUUGAUGAGUUGGACAGAGAGAAGCUGAAGGUCAAGAUAGUCAUGAAAAAGCAAGAUUUUGCUGAAAAAUCAAAUACUAUCCAUGAGCCUAUCAGGGAGCCAGAAAAUCCCAAUACCUUGAGAUUGGAAGAAAGGGACAAAAAAGCAUUUCAGAAGGUUUUAGAAAGAUCAAAUCAGUUUGAAGCAAAAACGGUUACUCUGGAGACUCAGUCAGCUGGUGGCAUACUCAAAGACACCCUUCAAAAGAAUGCAAACUUAAGAUCAAAUGACUGUAUUGCUUUAGAUGCACAGAUGUUGUGUCAUGGGCCUCCACUUAAUGAACUCAGUCAUAUUUCUUAUGACUUCAAAAGAAUUUCCCCUCCAUGUAUGCUGCAAGAUGCGCUACCUCAAUCCUCUGACAAAACACUAAAUGGAAAGGGAGAAAACACAGAUAAAAAUGUAUCAUCAAAAGAAUUUGUCAAAUUUGAAAGAUUAGAUAGUAAGCUUACAAAUAUUGAUUACCUUAGAAAGAAAAUGUCCUUUGAAGAAAAAGAUGACAGCGUUUGUCCAGUGCUAAAACCCAAAUUGACAUCAAGUGUUCAUGAAUGCCUUCAACUUAAUACAGUCAGACCCAUAAACAUACAGCAGGAUUCCACUACAGUUGCUGAUGGUAGAGCAUUCAUCAGCAGUGCUCAUGCUGCUCAGAUUAGCUCGGUUUCUUUUGUUCCUCUCAAAGCUUUGAAUGGCCGAGUGGAAACUGGAGUUGAAAAAUCAGCCCUUAUUUCUACUGAGUCUCCUGUCAGGAAAAGUCCAUCAGAAUAUAAACUGGAUGGAAGGUCUGUUUCAUGUUUGAAGCCAAUAGAAGGCACAUUGGACAUUGCCUUACUUUCCGGGCCACAGGCUUCAAAGACUGAACUGCCUUUGUGUGUACUACCAGAAGGCCAGGUCACUAAUAGUGAUGUGGGAUCUCCUAAACCCCCAUCACCACAAGGGAGUGGUGGACAGGUAGAACUGAGCAGUCAAAAAGAGCUGUUGUUGAGUUAUUCAAAAUCUAGCAAAACCAACAUGCAAGAGCCCCAGUUUCUACAAGCAAGCAAGAAUUCUCACAAUCCAUCAGUCAUCCCUGUUGCUGCUGAAGUAGCGACAGAGAAAAAGGUUUCUAGUCUAGCUGCUAAAGGCAACACUUCUGUUACUGAAGUUGUUCAAAGGAAAGACACUUCCCCUUCAAAACAGAAGAACAAUUUAGUGGAGGUAAAGUCAUGUGCUGUUCAGAAUCAGAGUCUUAAAACUACCCAGACAUGUUCCAAACUUUCUACUGUCCAGAGCACUCCUGAAAAAGCUGUAGAAAAAGAGAAGCAAAUGCAAAAGGAGUUGCCUGCCAAACAGCUAGUAAUACACAGAAAUUACGAACCUCUCCCUGCAAAGGUGGAGGUGGUCAGGGAGUUGUCUCCGAAGGUAUCUGUCUCAGAUGUCCUGACAACAAGUUACACCAAAACCAACGAAAAACAUUCUGUUGAUUUUGCCGUUCCACCUCAGAUGCAAGGAAAAGUGCAGGCAGCUGGUCCCAAGGCACAACCUAAAGAUAGCAGAGAUUCACUGAAACAGCUAGGCAAAGAUGAUGCCGCCAUUGCGAGUAGUUUUCUAGAAAGGGACAUAAAGCAGAAGGUGUGUCUCAGUGAGUCCAAGAAAGCUCUUGCAGAGUCAAAGAGCAAAACUGUUCCAUCCAAACAGCCCAUGCAGCCCUCAGUAGACUGUGAUCCUAAAAAUGGGAAGCCUACACUGUGUCCAUCUGUACAGAAGGACAACACCAAAGAUUCAGGAAAGAAAGAACAGAAGCAACUCACUGAUGCUAGGCUUCAGACUACUGAGAGAGAGCUGUCCAACCAAGUUCCUCAGCAGCAACUUAAUGCCUCAGGCUCCCCUGCUGUGAAAGAGACUGUAAACUGUGCUGUAGAUGUUCAUGUAGGCACUCACGAACAUGUGAAGCCUGCUACUGCCUGUGUUGAAAGCAGCAGUAAUAAAUUCAGGCCUGUCUCUGAUAAUAGUUCCUCUAAGUCUAAGCACUUAGAUAAACAGACUGUUUCACAAAAAACAUGCACUCCAACUGUAAAAGAAAAAGAUGCAAUUUUUCAGGUAUCUGCCAGCUCCCGGAAAGAUGGGAAAUAUGCCAGUAAAAAUGUGCAAGAUACUCCUUUUGUUUCGGGCUCACUGAGAAAAACGAGCAGUGAACAUGUUCAGGUUGAAAGGCCUCUGGGUUUAGAACAUGCGUCAGUAUCCACCCUUCAAAUAAAUAGUAUUACUGCAGAAAAUAAACCCAAAUCCUCUACUGUUGGCCAGGUACCAACAAGCCCAGAGAGUUCUAAGCAAAGGCAAGAACCAGCAGGCUUUGGGGGAUCUGCUGAUCAAAAGCAUCUUCAGCUCAGUGAAAAACAAACUAUAUCUCCAAAGUUUUCCACUGUGAAAGACUGUCUCUUACUGAGCAAAGAGACAGAGAGAAGCCCUACUAAUCAGAUGAUCUUGGCAGACAAAAGACCUGAAGGAAAAAUAUGCACUGACGCACUUUAUGUUCAACAUGACAGUGGGAAAGUAGAACCUACCCUUUGCCUCACGAACUGUGAUGCCAGAGGGAAAGGAGCGGAAAAAGUAACUACAAGUAGCAAAAGCUCUCAAGAUUCAAAAGGGAAAGGACAAGUUAAUCAAAAACAGCCAGAGGAUGCAAACAAGCAGAUCACAACAAAACAUUCAUCAGCUGCUACUGGGCAGAGUUCUUGUCGUGUGGCUGCAACAUCAGGAAAGCCACUGACUUGUUCAGCCAAUUUCUCUGAAUGCAGACAAGAAGCAUCUGUCUCGUCUUCAGUGAAGAGCGAUGCAUCUUCAACAAAGGUGAAAGCAGGCUCACCUGAGCUUCCUGCAGUCAUCUACAAGGAAUUGAAUAAGAAAAGCACCUCUUCCAUAGGGAGUGGUAAGACAGAAAUGACUAAAAGUGUUUCUCUGAUGACCUUGCAUAGUGCAGCUGUUGCAGUAGAAGCCCACCACCCUACUUCAAACCUUGGGGGAAAACCUGGAAAUCAAGAAAGGUCUUUUUUUGUUAGCACUAUGGAUGUAAAGGGAAAAGAUGCUGUACAGGCUCAGCCUUCUACUUCAAGAAAACAGAAUGUAGGUAAAGAUUUACCUAGGUCAGCAACCAUGCCUGACCGCCCUAAUGCACUUUCCAGUGACAAAGACUCAGCCCGGCAGCGGCGAGGAAAGGAAGUUUUGCGGAGUAGUCCUCACAAAAAAUCCUCUUGACUGUAGUACCUGGCAGAUUGGACUUCAAGAGUAGCUGAGAAAAAUGUCAACGUGUUUUGACUACCUUCAAACCAGCACUGUGUGGUGUCCUUGUGCAGCAAAGCUUUCAUGUCACUGAAGCAAGGGGACAGAGGACUUUUUUUUUUUUUUUUUUUUUUUCAAAAUGCCUUCCCAAAUGUAACCGGUAAAACUGUUACCAUAUAGUAUUUGUACAAAAAUAACUUUACAGCUGAGAACUGUUGAAGAAAAGAUUUCCUCUGUAAAUACCUAGUGAUGAAUUUGGGGUCUGAAUGUAGCAUAUAUACUUUGCUGCUGAUUGCAUUGUUUACUCUCCCCUUUUUUAAGAUAGUUGCUUUGCCACUUAUUUGCCAUAGUCAAAUAUGAAACCGAAUUACUAAAGCUUAGACCUGGCAUGGACAUGCACAAACAUUGGUCUGAGUGGAAAACAAAAAUAUGCCACAUUUUUACUUACUAGGAAUCCUAGCUAGAGUUAAAAAUACUAGGAAAGAAUAAAUAUGGUGACUUAUUGUGAGUUUUUACAUGUAUUUUUAAUAAUCAGAUUUUGAUAGUACUGUAUCUGGCUAACUGCUUCACCAGAUCAAAUACAAUAUCUAACUGCAUCUCCCUACUGCACAAAGUCUGUCCCUUAAAAUAGGUAUAAUUAAAGCUAAGGGAGGACCACUUUGUUAUCACUACAUCCCAGUAGAUAGAAGAGUAGUGUUUUCUGGUGAAAUGGUUGUUCUCGUCUUGUCUAUUGGGAGUGUAUUCUGCGACCUUCGCCUCAGACAAGGCUGAGAAUCUAAAGCACAUGCUGUGUGCUUAUUUUCUGCUGCAACCCUCUUGGUUUCCUUGAGCUUUUUUAAAUUCAGGCCCUUACAGUGUGAGGCACAAGUAUAAGCACAUGACUUGCAGUACUAUGUUCAUCCCUGUUUUUUAAUGAAUUUAGAGAGUGUGUAUUAUCAUGACAUACAGGUUUGCAUAGCUUCAUGCAACUGUAGCUUUUUUUUUUCUAUUUUAUGAAAUGGGGUAAAAAGGAAAAGAAAAAGCUUCAAUAUCGUAUCUUCAGAAAAGUUUAGGACAUCUGAUACAUUUUAAUACAUAGCUGGGGCCUUACGUUGUAGACUUAACUUGCUGUUUUUAGCAAGUAAUUCUGGGUUUCACAUUCAUUUCUAAAUGCAUUGAGUAGCUCCAUACAUUUCAUAACGUAAUCUUUUUGUUUGUAUGCAAAAAAAGUAAAUACUGUAAUUAAAAGAGAUGCGUUUUUGUAACAAAGGAACCUGUUGGAGCUAUUUGGUGCUAGAAUGUGACUGUCUUUUUACUUUUGCUAAGCCUUAUUUAAAUUUUGUAUACUGUGGAACAGGUAGACUUUGAUCAUUUUAGCAUGGAAGUAUUCAGAUUGUUUUGAAGGGUGAAAGGUAAAAUUUGAAACAUGUACAGGAGCACUACAAAAUAUCUUUGCAGAUGAGUGUUUUUAAAUGAUUGGGAUCAGUAAGAUGGUAUUUUUGCUUAUUUCUGUUAUAUGUACCCACACUAGGGCUAAGCCCCAACCUCUUUCAUUGGGGCUUAUGGAUUGUCUUUCUGUCUCAAAAGCUAUAAAAUUGUUCAUAAAAGCACAGUGUAAUCUUGACUUGGGGGUUUGUAUGACAACUGACAGUGUACAGAUUUCCCCCUGGGAAAGGCUUUAUUGCAGUGAUUAGUUGAGUUGGAUUACAACUAACCUGUAACAGAAAGAUAAAAUCACAAGCAAGUCCUGAUUUUUUCAUGUGGCACUAGAACAUUCAUACUACCUUUUAUGUGUUCACAGAGGAGCUAGUGAGUGACAGAAUACUUUUUGAGUAGUUUUGAAGAGAAAUGGUCUCAACAUUUACAGUUCAUCUGUGCUUUGGCAGUUAUUACAAACAAAUGCUAAUGCACUUCAGUAUCAUAACAUUUCUGUCUGAGAGGUAUUUCCUAGUUUACAGUCUUCUGGAUUUUUUUUUAAACUAUCCUCUUGUUUCCUUUAAAGCACAUCUAGCUAUUUGUUUACAGCAUACCUUUAUGUAUAUUUUUGUAUAGUUCCUUAUCACUUCUGACAAAUAAGUUUUCUGCAUUAUGGAAGCGUAACAGUGCUUAAGCUUGUGUUUAUGUAGUACCUGUUUGUUGGUGUUUACCUUACCAGUGAGCUGUUAGAGAUCCUCCUACCUGUGUGCUUCUUGGUCAGUCUUCAUGUGAUCGUAGAUCUGAUGUGUUCCUUUGUAGACUUCCUGCUGUAGAUUUCUCAGCUUACAAAGAAAAAAAAAAAAAAAGAAAAAAAAAAAGAAAAGAAAAGAAAAAAAUUGAUAGGGUCUGUGCAAUAAAGUGUUUGCAGUCUUAUUUUCUCUAAGAAACUCCUGAUGGAUGGCAUAAUUGUUGUAUAUUGAACACAAUUAUUUAUACUUAUGCAAUUGCAUAAUAUUGAAAUAAAAA
This is a messenger RNA of Rhea pennata, 10173 nucleotides long. It is a transcript of the gene MAST4, whose product is annotated as microtubule associated serine/threonine kinase family member 4. Bases 1 to 7728 code for a protein of 2575 amino acids. The transcript has 29 exons. Lineage: Eukaryota; Metazoa; Chordata; Aves; Rheiformes; Rheidae. Gene Ontology annotation, biological process: intracellular signal transduction; cytoskeleton organization; peptidyl-serine phosphorylation. Gene Ontology annotation, molecular function: protein binding; ATP binding; protein serine/threonine kinase activity. The record is from RefSeq and is a predicted model, not a curated record.